CCACGCACAGCACCAGUUUCCUCUCAGCACGUCACAGAGCAGCAGCAGUAGAAACCUCCGGACAUUGUCCCGUCGCCGACAUGGCAGCGUAAGAGUGUGACCAGCAGCCGCCUUCCAACCCAGUGCCACCAACCAGUGCACUGAGUCUUCUCCGAUUCAGCCAACAUGUCGUCCUUUGUGGAAACCCUCAGCUCUGCUGCAUCCGACAGCACGAAACACUUCGCCCUCCUAGCGUCAUCACGCAGCCCGUUCGUGACCAACAACAGCCACUACGACCAUGACGAUGACAAGCUCACAGUUUGGCCUGGAAGACAUGGAGGCCCUUCUCUGGGGGCCUUCCUCUCCCACGGCUGACGCCAUGGGCUCCCUGUUCUAUCACCCUGACCAAGAAGAGAAUCAGGAAGGAGGAGGGACCUCACCAGAGGGGGGCACUUCACCCGUGUCGCCCCUCACCUCCUUGUCACUGCCCUCUCCUCCUAACUUCUACUCUCCCCCUCCCUCGCCGCCCGCCGUCCUCCUCCACGGGGACAAAGCUGGGAAUGAGUCUGCCCUGCUCUCCCUCCCCUGGCUGGAGCACCCUGAUCAGCUGGGAUGCCAAAUGAUCUCAGAUGACAGGAAAGAGGAUCCGCUCGGUGCCCUGGACUGGAUGGCGGAGAAGAUGGACCUGAACGAGUUUGACCUGGAUUCUCUGAUUGGCUCCUGCAGUCCCCAUGAGUCGUCCAUCAGCUCCACAGAAGACCUGCUGGCCUCCCUAGAUUGCCCCAUGGAGCUCGACUCCCUCCCAGUGCCCACUCUCUCAACUCCUGUUCUCUCAAGUCUCCCCUCUGCUUCUCCUCAAAGUCCCCCUCCCACAGCCCCCCCCACAGUCUGUGACGAUGCUUCACCCGUCACAGUGGAAGUCUUUGACUCCUACUUCGUCCCCUCUCCUCCCCCAUGUGUCCCAGAGCCACAAGAGGAGCUCGAAAUCAAAUCUGAGCCAGCUUCUCCUUCCUCCCCAGUCGACACCCUGGACCUGGGCAGUGAGGUGGACGUCCUGGAGACGGAGGAGAAGCCAGUAUUAGCUGCUGUGGUCCCUCAGAUCCAGAGAUUUGUAUUCUCCCUUACACCGACCCGCAUCGUCCUUGUACUGGCCCCUAAAAACGAGGUGGGGGUCUCCACCACUACUGUAACCACCACACCAUUGGUCGUUCACUCGUCCCCUCCCGCCUCCCCCCCACAAAGGUCGUCUAGAAGUAGACCGUACCCUGAGCCCAAAUACAUAACCAGUCCACCCUCUCCCGGUGUCCCCACUGUUAAAGUCAAGUCCCUCUGUGGUGAUGAUGAUGAUGAAGAUGAUGAUGAUGAUGACAGGGUAACUCUGAAGGCGCCAAAGGACAAGAAGCUGAAGAAGAUGGCGCAGAAUAAGACGGCCGCCACACGCUACCGGCAGAAGAAGAGGUGCGAGCAGGACUCGAUCUCCUCGGAGCAUUCGAUUCUGGAGAAGAAGAACAUGGAGCUGAGGGAGAAAGCUGAAUCCAUGGCCAGGGAGAUCGAGUACCUCAAGGAGCUGAUGGAGGAGGUCCGCUCGGGCAGGACCAGGAAAGGUCUCAGUGCUGACCCUUAGUGGUUGGACCUAAGUAUGUCAGAGUAGAAUGUGGUUAACGGAAAGUGUCCGAUUGAAUGUUUAAUGCAAACAUGUGUCAGUAUAAUGUGUCCUCUCCUCGCAGCAUGUGUUGAAACACAAUUCAAUAAAGCUGAAUAUCUAACACUGGUAUUAGUAGUUUUAUGAUAAAUAAAUAGUUCUGGGAACAUUUGGGAUAUUUUCCACUCAGUAUAUGGACCGGUGCUGUUUCUUGUAUUUGAAUUCCUCUAUAUCUGGACCUAAGUUACAAACCAGUAAGUCUUUUGUUUUAAAAUGUGUAUUUGAUAAUGUCUUCCAUCCACCUGUAUUCUCAGUCUCUUAAUAAAGAGUUGUGAACCUUA
Molecule: messenger RNA, 1962 nt
Organism: Limanda limanda (common dab)
Lineage: Eukaryota; Metazoa; Chordata; Actinopteri; Pleuronectiformes; Pleuronectidae
Gene: atf4b
Product: activating transcription factor 4b
Exons: 3
Coding region: 278-1603 (441 amino acids)
Biological process (GO): regulation of transcription by RNA polymerase II
Cellular component (GO): ATF4-CREB1 transcription factor complex; nucleus; ATF1-ATF4 transcription factor complex
Molecular function (GO): RNA polymerase II transcription regulatory region sequence-specific DNA binding; DNA-binding transcription activator activity, RNA polymerase II-specific
Source: RefSeq, a predicted model, not a curated record